Molecule: messenger RNA, 1316 nt
Organism: Rhinolophus ferrumequinum (greater horseshoe bat)
Lineage: Eukaryota; Metazoa; Chordata; Mammalia; Chiroptera; Rhinolophidae
Gene: LIPT2
Product: lipoyl(octanoyl) transferase 2
Exons: 2
Coding region: 37-732 (231 amino acids)
Biological process (GO): protein lipoylation
Cellular component (GO): mitochondrion
Molecular function (GO): lipoyl(octanoyl) transferase activity
Source: RefSeq, a predicted model, not a curated record
AGGAGGCGGGGUCCCGCAGACUCGGCGGCGGGCACUAUGCGACAACCCGCGGUACGGCUGGUGUGGAUGGGUCGGGUGCCGUAUGCAGAGCUGCUGGCGCUGCAGGAACGCUGGCUGCGGCGGCUGCAGGCGGAGUCAGGCACCGAGGCGCUGUCGGGUACUGAGGCGGGCGCGCUCCUGCUCUGCGAGCCCGCAGGGCCUGUGUACACGGCCGGGCUGCGCGGUGGCCUGACGCCCGAGGAGACGGCGCGGCUACGGGCCUUGGGCGCAGAGGUGCGCGCCACAGGCCGCGGCGGCCUGGCCACCUUCCACGGCCCGGGCCAGCUGCUGUGCCACCCGGUACUUGACCUCCGGCACCUGGGCCUGCGCCUGCGCACCCACGUGGCGGCGCUGGAGGCGUGCGCUGUGCGUCUCUGCGAGCUCCAAGGUCUCCAGGGCGCCCGCGCACGGCCCCCGCCCUACACCGGCGUCUGGCUGGGCGAGCGCAAGAUCUGCGCGGUCGGAGUCCGCUGUGGAAGGCACAUCACAUCCCAUGGCCAGGCUCUGAACUGUUCUACAGACCUCACGUGGUUUGAGCACAUUGUGCCCUGCGGACUGGUGGGGACAGGCGUCACUUCCCUGAGUAAGGAGCUCCAGAGGCACGUCACUGUGGAUGAAGUACUACCAUCUUUUCUUGAGGCCUUUAAGGAGACCUACAAAUGCACCUUGAUCUCAGAGGACGGUUCCAACUGAAGGGCGGUUCCAACUGAAGGGCGUUCAUGUUAUCCCAGUCGGGAGGUCCUACCGUGGAAAGCACCAAAGCCGACUUGAAGUCACUGAAACCCAGGUUCUGGAUGUGGCCCUGUCAUUCACUCACCGUGAGACUGGGCAAAUCAAGAGCUCUUAGCCAUUGUUUCCAUAUGUAACCUGGUUUAUUUAUAUCUUGCCCACCUACUUCAGAUAUAGUGGAUCUGAAAGCAACACAUGCUAUAUAAAUAUAAGGAAUUAAGCACUACUAUUAAUACCAUUUUCUAAACUUAGAGAAACUCAGAUGUCAUAGGUCAUUGCUAUUACUUCUUCAAUAUUGUAUUUAAUUGGGCAAUUCUGGGCUCCAGAUCCUUUGAUUUUGUAGGAAGGAUGUCUCUGGAUGGCCCAGGUGAAGGGGAUGUGAUGUGAUACUUUCUGCAAUAAAGGGAAAGGGGGAAAGACUGUAAAGAAAAAAAUGGGAUCCUGUCUUCCUGGGUUGGAUUCCCCAAGCCUGGUAGCUACCGUGUUUCCCCGAAAAUAAGACCUAGCUGGACAAUCAGCUCUAAUGCACCUUUUGGAGCAAAAAUUAA